CCUGACUGCUCCAGUAAAUCCCAGAGCUGCUCACUGAGCGUCAUGCAGGACAUCUGCUGUCUGCACAGAGCAGCGCACAGCACAACACCAGACUACCGCCUUUAAAACACCGCAAAUGACUGAGGCCAAGUUUCACCACAGAGGAGUAGAAACAGGACAUUGUUACUGGAUUUUAAAAUUCACAACAUCUUUUAAAAUGUCUGGAGAGGCAACACUGAAGAGCUGUGACUGAGUGUUUUUUGCUGACACGUGCCUGUCCUUCUGUCAGCACACUUAUAAGGAGGGAUCUUGGCUCCUGCAGCCAUUUCCCCUGCAGGGCUGAGCUCUUUGGCUGGCUCGCCACUUCCUUAGCAGAGGGGCUGCUGGCAGGGGCAACAUCUGAGCAGGUCAUGAAGCCCCAAGAGGCAGAGCUUGUCACUGAAAUCUCCAAGUUACAAUGCAUGGUCUCGGAGCUGAAGACGGGUUUCACCAGCGCUCUGCUGGAGCUCAGUCAGAUCCAACAUGGAGACACGUUCCUGAGGGAGGAGCUGGAGGAGAACAGGAGGAGCUGCCAGAAGAAGGCUGUUCGUCUGGAGGCUCUGGUCGAGUCGCUGAGGGAAGAACUUGGUGUGAUGCGGUGUCAGGUGUUGCAGCUGUACAGUAACAGACAGAGACCUCAGCAGGACGGAAAGAGCUCCACGUCAAAACAGAGAGAAAGCUGUGACGCAGCAGAGGCGGCCGGCGGACGGAGUCAGUGCGAGUGUUCGUCUGCUCCGCCCUCCUGUCUGUCCAGAGGGAAGCUGCUGCUCCACUGUUUCCUGCAGGGACUCAAAGCAGGACUGAGUGAAGGCACAGAUGCACGGCAUCAGGUGGCGAUGCAGCUCCUGCAUUCUGAGUGGGAGUACGUUUCAACCUUAAACCAGCUGUAUGACAGAUACAGGACACCGCCAGCUCACCAGAUGACCGUGGAGCCACAUCAGACAUAUCUGAAGUUUGUGGAGCAGCUGCUACAGCGACACCUCCUCUUCAGAAACACCCUGCAGGAGCGACUAACUGCCGAACACUGGAAGUCUCUGGUUGGAGACAUCCUGGUGCAGCUUAUCGGACAAAAUGACACAGCUUUUUCAGAUAUGUACCUCGGAUACACGACCACCCUGGCGUCCUUCCUCUCACUGGAGUUCAACAGACUGAAUCAUCCUGAGAAAGGCCACAAACUGCAGAGCGGCCAGAUGGAGAGAGAGGAAAUGAAACUGCUCUCCCUGCUGUUGGCGCCCGUGUCUCGUGUACACGGCUACCUGAGUCACAUUCAGAACUUGUUGCAGUGGACAGGUAAAGAGCAUCCUGACUGCAGCCUCCUGCUGGGCGCUGAGCGCGCGCUGAGGAGCGUGUUGUCUCGCUGUCACGUGAUUCUGGAGGAAGACGUCCGCUGGGAGGAAGGAGAAGGGGCCGGACAAAGCAGCUGCUCUGAUGCUGCGGCCGGUGGAUCCUCUGCAAACUGUUGCACAAGAAUCCAAGAGACCAGAGAGAGUCAGAGGGGCAGGGAGGGGGCAAACUCUGCUGCUCAGGGAGACGCCCCGCAGGCUGCUCCCCUCACCAACGGGGUGGACGUCCACCACUCCAUGCGUGUGGAGUGCUGGUCCUGCAGCCCGGUGAGGAGGAAGGGCCAGACCACUCUGAACCAGCCGGCCCGUGACUGCGGACACGCCUACUGCUCCCUCCUCACCCCGGACGCCGCAGGGUGGGGCGAGAACAGCGACUCGGGUCAGGGCACCUUCAGCCAGCCCACGGGGAAAGGCACCAACGAGCUGGAGGCACCUCCCGGGAACCACAGCCUGGAGGACUGCGAGACCGACCCCGACGACACCUCGGCCUUCGACUACUCCUCUGUCACCUCCUGCAGCCCCGACGGCACCCUGCGCAGAGACAUGACGGGCAGCAACAGCGGGGAGGAUGAGGAGGAGGACAGUCAGGUGCCGGUGCUGUUGAAGCCGUCAUACAGCCAGCAGCAGCAUCAGCAGCAGCAUCAGCAGCAGCAGCAGCAGCAGCAGCAGCAUCAGCAUCAGCAGCAGCAGCAUCAGCAUCAGCAUCAGUCCAGAGAGGCUCCCAGAGAGAGGACUGUGUGUUUGAGGUGGCAGAUUCCCAGAUUGACCCCUCAUCCUCCUCUGAGGAAGACAGCGGGCUCGUGUGUGGACGGGCUGACGCCGUGUCUCGUCGGCUCCUACGGGAAGAGGCUGGUCAACGUCAGGAAAGGGUCACCGCCUCUACACCUGAAAAGUGCCUUCAGGCCCAUCUGGGACGACCCGUCCAAACAGGUUGACGCAGCUCCAGAGAAAGACCACAGACAAGGCUUCAUCCCGAUUCAAGCCGCGGCGAGGCAAAGCUAUCAGAGCUUCAACCCGAGCAGAGAGAACCUAAGACCAGGCCUGGCUCAGCAGCGGGGGACACACGCAGCAGCGAUCAGCAGUGGAGGAUUGUGGGAAGACAGCGAGGACAGCGAGGGACCCUGCAGCACCGUUUGACCCCCCCCCCCCCCCCCCCCCACACCCCACACCCCACACACACACACACACACACACACACACACACACACACACACACACACACACAACACAACUGCAUGAACGACGAAGACAACAUGGAUGUUUUUCCUGAUUUUCUGAUGAAGCUACAGCUCGUGUUAAGACGGCGGAUAUCUGUGUUUGGUUCUUCAGGGUUACACUCCGACAUGUAGGACAAAAACAUCAGAGCAUUCUGGGGGAUUUAUGUCCAAAAAAUAAACAAACAAUUAUCAACACGUAUGAGAAAAAAAACUUCUCUAAGCACAGUCGGCUUACUGAAGCUUUUCUUUUUGACUUACAUUUGAAAAAAUCCCAUUUUAAUUUCCAGACCAUAUUUUUUUAACCAGAGAUGUGGAUGACGUCAUGUCAAUAUGUAGCUUAAGAACUAACAAAUGUAACUUUUAAUAGGUUUAAGCACUUGAUUUUAAUAUUGUUACUGUGCUGUUGCUGGUGAUAAUGCUAAGCUAACAAGGUGCUAGCUGUAGUUUCAAAAUAAGUGUAAUAUCUUAUCUUUUCAACUUUGCUACAACAGCUGAGAUUUACAGAAACUGAAAAUAAAAACAAGAGAAAUGAGUAGUUCAGUACAAAAUAAGACUGGGUGAUUUAUUAAUCUCAUCAAGACCAUUAAUACAAAGCAGUUAAAAGGCCACAUACCAUCAAAUAAACCGACUGCUGGAUCAAGCUGUUACAGUGCCACCGGAGGAAAACCAGUCUGUUAAUCUGUUGGGGGCUGAGGGGUCUUUAAAAAAACAAAACAACAACAACAAACAAAACAAAAACUUGGCAAAACGAACCCCAACAAUACUGACUUGGGAAACUUGGGAAAUGGACAGAACACGAGCGAAGACAGUGAAGUGAUGCGACUUCAGCUGUCCCUUAAAAAAGAAAGAAAAAAUCCUCCUGAACUCCCCUCUCAUCUCUGGAUUAGGAGGGUUUGUUUUUUUGUUUUUUACCCCCCCAGAGCAAGUGAGGGGGGCACGAGUGAUCUUUAAAAACGUGCUGAGAUCCAGCUUGUGGUGAUCAGACGUCCUCAGGCGUUUUAUGCGUCUGUCACAAAACGUCGAGGGGAAUCGGAGUGAGAUGGUAAGACUCGUGUUUUUUUUCUUUUUUUCUGCCCUGAUCCGCGUAGAAAGUGAGUUUAACAGCUGCAUAGGACCAAUGCAUUUACAAACAUGACCUAUAACAACCGCGGCUCGUCAACAGUACAGCCUAAAGUGCACAAAGUGUGUUUCUCAGAAGAAAAAAACAAAAAAAAAAAAAAGAAAGAAGAAAAAGUCCAAUUCUUCACUUGCAAACUGAAUAUACGUCUCGAUAUAUUCACCUGCAACUUCAAUACAAUUCCAACCUCUUGUUUAAUGAGUGUUAGCAUUAAAAAGUCUUUGAAAAGGAGAAAAGGCAAUUAGUAGGAUGUACAAAGUGAAGCACACGUCUAAGUAAGUGCUUGGCAUAUUCAACUGUAUAUUUUUUCUUUUUUUAAAUUGCUUUAAAACAGCUAAGGGGGGGCGGGGAAGAAAAAAUGGCUUUCCUCAGUUAAUACUCCCAGUGUUUCAACUGGAGAUUGUCUGUAAGUAAGUUAGUGACAGUGACCUGUUUUUUUUUUUUUUUCUGUUUUAUUUUUUAUUUUUUUAUUUUAUUUUUUAAAAUGUUUAAUCCGACUGUAGCAGCAUUGGAUUAUUAGGCAAUAUUCGACUGAACAGAUGCGGAUGAGGGUACAAUACAACAGGGGAAAAAAAAAAAACUUGUCACUUUAUACAAAUUAUUUAGUUAGUGUAUACAUGUUAUAUAUACACAGUAUCCACAAACAUGUACAAUUUCAUAGUGUAUAGCUUUGUUCUAAACAUUACAUAGGCAACUUUAUUUUUUAGCAUUUUAGACACCAUUUGCUUAUUUCUGUAAAGUAGAAAACAAAAUAAAAAGGCACAUCUGAGCAUGAUGCAUGGAUUAUUUCAGUCUUUUCCAAAGUGAAACAAAAACGUUUCAAGCAGAAAAAAAAAAAAGAAAGAAUGAGGGAGAGAUAAAGAAGAAGAAGAAGAAGAAGUUGGGUUAAAAAGUUCCCCUUUUUCCAUGGGUUUUUUUUUCUUUUAAUAAUAGUUAUUUGGGGCGGCCACUGGGGGGCGCUGACCCAGCUUUGGUGGGAGGUUGCGUGCUUCCAGUGCUGAGUUUGAAUACCAAUGAAGAACAAGUUGGUCAUGAGGGCUUUAGGAGAAGAGCACAGUGUCAGACAGCAGCGCACGUCAAUACGGGGAUCAGUUAAGACAUCAGCUUUUUUUGAAGAAGUGGGAGACAGAAAAUCUUUUUCCUUUUUUCCCCCCUCCCUCUCUUCGUCCUGGAUCGGUGCUGUUUGAUAUCGUGGCGGACUUCUCCCUCUGUCGCACACCGCAGAGGGAUUUUCUGUCUCGUCCAAACCUGCUGACUUUGCCCAAGCUUGAUGUGCAACAAAAAAAAAUAAUAAUAAUAAUAAUGGAGUGUUCUUGGCUCUCUCUUUUUCUUUUUCCUCCCAAUGUGGGGCUGAGAGGACUGGAGCCCGGGGGUCAGAGGUCACCGCUGUUGGAUUUUUAAAAGGCAACGUUUUGUGGCUGCGGAGAAGCCUGUCUUCAGACAAAACCACCCCCCCCCCCCAAAAAAACAAACAAACAAACAAUCAGACAGUUCGACUCGCGUCUUUACAGUCACAGUGUACAGUUGAGAUACAAGGUGGGGGAUUCAGUGUCGCCUCCUGUUUGCGUUUCUUUUAAUGUCACAUUUGUUUAAAAAAAAGAAAAAAGAAAA
Molecule: messenger RNA, 5306 nt
Organism: Seriola aureovittata
Lineage: Eukaryota; Metazoa; Chordata; Actinopteri; Carangiformes; Carangidae
Exons: 15
Coding region: 390-2498 (702 amino acids)
Molecular function (GO): guanyl-nucleotide exchange factor activity
Source: RefSeq, a predicted model, not a curated record